AUGGGGAUGGGAUAUCAGUGGAAGGCUUCAGUCUUGCUAACAUGGCUUCUAGCUGCAAAGUCUGUGCAUUGCUAUCCAAGCCCGCUAGGCACCGCAGUUGAAGAGAUUUUGGAAAGAACAGUCACUCGACAUUCGACUGCUUUCAAGACCCAAUAUCCACCGCUAAAUUCUGAACAGAGAGUUCUUGAUCCCGACGCACGACCAUUCUACCGGGUUGCGUUGGAUAACGACGGUCAUCCUUCUGAGCUUCCAUUUCCGACACCGAUCUUGAUUGAUCCUUUCCUUGACGGCAGCAGUGGGUGGCCAACUCCGUCCGUCCCAACGGCGACUCAAAAGGCAGGAGAUCAUCCUGAAACCCAUGAAACGCCAGUCCAACCAGAGCAACAGCGAAUUGAUGCUUUGGCCGAUUCCCCCGUCAUGAACAACCAGGAUAUCUUCCACCCUGUUGCGACAGGUGGUCCAUUCGCGAGCAUCAAGUCCCGAAAUGACCAUCCAGUGGCUAAUGAACAUGCCGAUACCAAGACCCCGAUUGAGACCAACAAAUUUUAUGCAGGGUUUUUUCUCGGAUCUCAGACCAAUGCUAGCUUUACGCAGCCAUACUCCAUUGCAUGGUCGCGUGGAGGUGGCACUUUGAAGAGCUGGGGUAUGUCAAUCUCUCAUAUUGAACUCGGCGUUAUGGCGUUUGGCCCAAAGAGCCAGAAAAUCCCCGGGAGUCCAAUAGAGUACUACAUCAAUCCCGUUGGUCUUCAGCACAUGAUUCUCUCGGCUUCCGAACUGGAUGAUUCCAGUGUCCUUUCCGUAAAAGAAGGAAAGGCAUUCUCAGCCCAUGCUGUCCUGAAGUCAUCCACUCAUUCUGAAAAAUCUAUUACAUACCCUGUUGUGCAAGGUAUGGGCUAUGUGACGGCCAUUUACGAAGACAUGCAACCUAUCAUUGAGAGUGGUGUUUUCUUCCUGAAAGUUAUCAGUGCUGGUUCACCGAAGCAGGGUGUUUUCAAAUACCAGGUCACUCUUGAGGACAACACCAGCUGGGUCCUUUAUGCCGCACCAACUGAUGGCACAGAUCCUAAAUUUAAUCUCAAAUCAAACUCUAAGCUCGAGGGUCCUAAAGGAUUCUCGGGUACCAUCCAAGUUGCCAAAAAUUCUGCUGGUAAGGCUGGUGAGAAGUUUUAUGAUAACUCAGCCGGUGUUUAUCCAGUGGCUGGUGAGAUCACUGGCUCUGUGACUGGCGAUGUCGGCACUUAUAGCCUGAAGUGGACUAAGGCAGGUGUCCAUACCGAAGGCACUCCCCUUAUCAUGUUUGCCUUGCCUCAUCACGUCGAGUCCUUCGAUGAUAACACCACUGGACGUAUCACGAACAUACAAUUGCGUACUACUACUAAGGGUAAUGCCACCGCUGUCAUCGGAGAAACCUGGACUAUGACCGAGGAAAAUCUUCCUAUGGACAUGGGCUUCGCCCCAUGGUCAGCUACAGAGGGGAACGUGCACACCCUUUCCGAUGAUGUUCAAAGUGCUCUUGUUCAAAUCGCUCCUAUUGAAUUGCAGCAAGACAUAAAUGCCCAAACCGAUCUCAACAGCAUGUACUACAGUGGAAAGGCGCUCAGUAAAUUUGCGACUUUGGUCUACACAGUGAGCAAGCUUGGCAACAAUAAAGAUGUAGCUCAUGCAGCUUUCCUGGAGCUAAAGAGAUGCUUUGCUCGUUUUGUGCAAAACCAGCAGCAGUACCCGCUAGCUUACGACACGGUUUGGAAGGGAGUGGUUUCGACCGCUGGAUACGGCGGUGAUUUGGGCACUGAUUUCGGAAACACCGCUUAUAAUGACCACCACUUCCACUAUGCCUACUUCAUUCAGACUGCCGCUAUCAUUGGAGCUCUCGAUCCCUCUUGGAUACCCGCGAACAAGGAUUGGGUCAACACACUGCUCCGUGACGCUGGUAAUUCCGUUGCCGACGAUGCCUACUUCCCCUUUUCACGAUCUUUUGACUGGUUCAAUGGUCACUCAUGGGCCAAGGGCCUUUUUGAAUCAUAUGAUGGAAAGGACCAAGAAUCUACUUCAGAGGAUACCCUUUUCGCCUAUGCUGUCAAGAUGUGGGGUCGUACUAGUGGUGAUGCCAGUAUGGAAGCCCGAGGAAACAUGAUGCUGGGCAUUAUGCGUCGCUCGCUCGACAAUUAUUUCCUUUUGAAGGAUAGUAACAAGAACCAACCAGCUGAUUUUGUCAAAAACAAAGUCACUGGCAUUCUCUUCGAGAACAAAGUUGACCACACAACAUACUUCGGCGGCAAUCUAGAAUUCGUUCAAGGAAUCCACAUGUUGCCUCUCCUUCCUAAUUCAGCUUACACUCGCCAACGUGACUUUGUGGCCGAAGAAUGGAAAGCGAUGUUCGCAACUAAUGGCGCGGCACCUGCUGAUGAUGUUGAGGGUGGCUGGAAGGGUGUCCUCUAUGCCAACCUUGCCCUUAUCGAUCCCAAGGCAUCAUGGGACUUCUUCGCUCAGGAUGAUUUCGACUACAACUGGAUCGACGGAGGUGCAUCGAGAGUUUGGUACCUUGCCUAUGCCGCAGCGCUGGGUGGAGCUUCUUGA
This is a messenger RNA of Penicillium taxi, 2577 nucleotides long. Its product is annotated as glucan endo-1,3-beta-D-glucosidase. The coding region runs from base 1 to 2577 and encodes 858 amino acids. NCBI's taxonomy places the organism in Eukaryota, Fungi, Ascomycota, Eurotiomycetes, Eurotiales, Aspergillaceae. Gene Ontology annotation, cellular component: cell surface. Gene Ontology annotation, molecular function: endo-1,3(4)-beta-glucanase activity; glucan endo-1,3-beta-D-glucosidase activity. The record is from RefSeq and is a predicted model, not a curated record. The transcript has 6 exons.